Messenger RNA from Cotesia glomerata, 11902 nucleotides. It is a transcript of the gene gw, whose product is annotated as trinucleotide repeat-containing gene 6C protein. Gene Ontology annotation, cellular component: P-body; nucleoplasm. The record is from RefSeq and is a predicted model, not a curated record. The coding region runs from base 284 to 6778 and encodes 2164 amino acids. The transcript is spliced from 11 exons. NCBI's taxonomy places the organism in Eukaryota, Metazoa, Arthropoda, Insecta, Hymenoptera, Braconidae. Gene Ontology annotation, biological process: positive regulation of nuclear-transcribed mRNA poly(A) tail shortening; miRNA-mediated gene silencing by inhibition of translation. Gene Ontology annotation, molecular function: protein binding; RNA binding.
AAUGGAGUACGUCUAUCCAUACGAACGUGAACGUGGCCUCGCGCCGCACACAAGUCGCUCCCGUAGUCAAGCUUCACGGGAGGAGGAUCGUUCACAAGAAUAGCCACGUUAGCGCGAGUAUACAAUUUGCUAUUCCGCGAACGAAACAGCUCCGUGUUGUAAACUGUCUGUUUCUUCGGGGCCCGAAGCAUCCCUAUUGGCAUGGAGCUAGGAGCGCACUGAUAGUGAUAGUCUAUGAGAUCUUGGUUUCUAUGCAUUGCCUGCCAAAGAAGAACUGAGCCCAAUGUUUCCACACAAUUCUAGUUCACAUGAGAUUUCUACUAAAACAAAUGCCUUCGUACAAAAUUCCAAGGGGGAUGUAGUAGUAUUAGAGGAAAGCAGUCUGAGUGGGGCGCGGGAAGGGGAACGACCAGAGCAUGCUAGGUACUGUGAUAUCAAAUUCAUAAACAGCAGCAUGAUGGCAGCACCUACCAGCCACCCCAAAGCUACCGUCGCCAAUGACUUCAUAACCGUCCUGCCACGCCAAUCUGGUGAGCUCAGCUUUGCCGUUGGAGGUGAGGCCUGCCAGUCAGUGGCUACAGAAACCACAAAAAAUCCAACAAAUAACCUUCUAACCUACGAUAAUAAUAAUAUUAAUAAUAAUAAUAAUAAUAAUAACGAUAAUAUUAAUAAUAAUAUUAAUAAUCACAACAAUGCAGAACAUAAUCAUCACAAGUACAGAAAGCAAAACACACCGGGCUCGCUUGGUCAGCUAGGCAGCUCCGCUGAUCAGUCUAAUUUUACGUGUAAACCGUUAAGUGAUAAUAAGGAUAGCUUUAGUGAUAUAAGCAUUAGGGUACUAAAGUUAAGUCUAUAUAUAAUUAAUAGAAUGUACGAUGCGCGGCGUACCGCUGGGGUACCUAGCCUAGUUAGGAUACCCAAGUCUGAUCGCCCCCAGCGAGAAUCGCGUUUCGUUAAUAUUGUCGACAAUUACUUCUUACUAGGGUCCCGCCUUAAUCAGGGCGACAACAAUAACUUUAAGGCUAAUCUUAGUCUGAUAAGUAAUAUUAAUGAUAAUAUUAAUAUUAAUAAUAUUAAUAAUAAUAAUAUUAAUAAUAACUCAAAGUCUGUGAUAUUGCUCAGCUCAACCAGUUACGGUGACUACUAUCUAUUUGUGGCCGGCGAUUGGUUUGCUCGUAAAAAUUAUUAUGACAAUGACGAUGACAACAAUGAUGUCGAUUAUUGGUUUAAAAUUAUUUUUAUUGACAACAAUAUUUGUUUUAAUAAUGGAUUUAAAAUUAUUAUGAAAUUACUAGGCGAUAAGUAUUCCCUAGUUACCAUUACUAAUAACGGGGAGGCCGUUAAGUAUGAGCCGCUAAGUCUGUCAAGCAUCCAAUUUGCUGUAAACAGCAUUAACAAAAACUACAACAACCUCAAGACCGUCAACGAUGAUGACAAAAAUAAAAACGAAGAUUAUAAAGAAGUGCAUUUUGACUGGAUUGCUUCCUGGACACGUGCUCAGAAUAAAACGGCGCCACAAAACGCCAGUUCUUCCAUUACGCUUAUCGUUUCCAAAAACGAAAUCACCGACCACACUAUUUUGCAAUUUUUCCUGGAUACUCUCAUUAUUAAAUUACGAGCAAUUAAUAAUAAUACUACUACUACUACCACCAUCGACACCAUCACUGCUGCAACUCCUACUGCAACUAUGAUUUUUAACAAAUUGUUUUGGCAAGUCACCGUAAAUAAGCUGAUGCAACGCAUAUGUGUUCCAUUAAUGAUUAAGAAUAGUAAGCGUUACGAUAACAACGUUGGUAAUAAUUAUUAUUAUAAUUAUAAUUAUGAUUAUUAUUAUAAUAUUGAUGACAGUAGCUGUAAUAAUGGCGAAAAAGAGAUAAAUAUUACUAACAAUAAUCCAGAUGUUAUCCAAGACAUUGUUAACGUCGCUGUGUGCUACAAGACUAGCUGUGUAAUGACUACUAAUAUUAGUAUGUUAGGGUCUCAAAAUGAUGGUAUUAAUUGUACCGAAGCAACAAUAUUUACUGUUGGUGCUCUUUCAUUUCAGGAUAAUUAUAAGUCUAAUAACAAGCCUCUAAAUGAUAGUUUUAAGGAUAAUAAGUAUCAAGUGUCUGCUAAGGUUGGUCAUGAAUCUAACUAUAUUGUUAAGUCUGUAUCUAAGUCUACGCUGAGCGAUAAGUCUAGUGAUAAGUCUGAUACGUCUUAUCAAGCUCGAUUUGACAAACCUGACUAUGACGACGAUGAUUAUAACUACGUAAAGUAUAAGUGUGUUAGAUCGGACGUCAACAUUCCUACAUUGACUACCUGCGAGCCUACGAUGACGCUUAAUAAUAAUAACCAAUCAUCAACCGUCACAUCCAAAAUAAACAGCGUACCUGUUUCUCGAGAAACCAUAAUCGAGAAUUACUCGAACGAUGAUGAUGAUGUUGAUGAUUAUUAUAAUGUUAAUAAUGAUAACAAUAAUACCCUCGGUGUUGAUGUUAAUCCAACACCAUUAACCACCGAUCAACACUCUCAGCUGUCGUGUUCUACCGACUACUCCAAUACUACUACUACUACUACUACUACUACUACUACUACCACCACUUCAACUACUACUGAUAUUUAUCAAAACAACAAUUGCAAUGAUGAGAAUGCAGAGUUUUAUACUCGCAACUGGGCAAGACUGAUCGCAUAUGUUCGAGCUCUCAUUCCUGCUUACUUAGAGGCGUACAAAAACAACGAGAGCAAAUGCGAAAGCCAACGUAAUCAGCUCAAACAAGCUCUGCAUUGUCUUUACGGAGAAUCCUGUGCUGUUUCUUCGUACCAAGAUACUCAAUACGACCCAGUUAUGGACUACAAGCGCAGAUGGGGCAUAUCACCGAUCCUGUUGCUCGCUGGUGGAGGCGAGAGCUCACUUAACAGCGGUACCGGCACCAAUUGGGGAUCUACACCCGCUACAACCCCCAAUAACAACAACGCUAAUCAAACUGGAUGGGGAAGUACACCUGGAAACGCACCGCCGUCUUCAGCAUCCUGGGGUAAUAACAACGUUAAUCGUGCUGUCACCGGUAAUUCCAAUCAAAAUCAAAACCAAGGUCCACCUGUUAACCAAAACAACUCCGGUAACGCCAACAAAGUUAGCAAUCCGAAUCAAACGGCUAAUCCGCAGACAGGACCCCCGGCAUCCCAGCCGUCUAAUACAACUCCAGGUAACCAGAACAGUGGUCCUUGGCCUCAGGGAAAAUCCACUAAUCCAGUGGGUCCAGGUCAAAAUCAGCCUGCGCCGAACAACGGAAAUAAUCAAGUAACACCACAGUCUACAAAUGCCAAUGCUAAUAAUAAUCAAGUCAAUAACACAACUCCAGGUACUGUUGCUACAACAGUCGCGUCUCCCACCAGUAAUUCUUCAACAAAACAGCAGCUCGAACAACUUAACACCAUGAGAGAAGCGCUUUUCAGUCAAGACGGCUGGGGCUGUCAACACGUUAACCAAGACAUUAAUUGGGACGUUCCAACUUCUCCAGAACCCGCCAUAUCUAAAGACGGCGUCCCAAUGUGGAAGCCUCCUGUCAACAACGGAACCGAUUUGUGGGACGCUAAUCUCCGUAACGGUGGUCAACCACAACCGACUCAACAAGCUAAAACUCCCUGGGGACACACUCCAUCGACAAACAUAGGUGGAACUUGGGGUGAGGACGAUGAAUCUGCAGACUCGUCAAACAUGUGGACUGGAGCUCCAACUCCCAGUCAACCAAACACUGCCCAGUGGCCUGGCACUAGCAGCAAUCAAACAGGAUCAAGCUGGGGUGAUCCACGAAUUGAUCCCCGCGAUCCUCGCGAUAUUCGUUCAGUAGAUCCGCGUGAGAUGCGCGAUCCUCGCGAUCACCGUAUGUCCAUCGACCCUCGCGACCACAUUCGCGUGCUAGAUCCCAUGACUCGCGAUCCACGAAUGACUGACAUGCGUGGAGAUCCUCGCGGUAUAUCAGGACGUCUAAAUGGAGCCAGCGCUGAUGCAAUGUGGGGCCAGCCUCCCGGACCGCCACAUCACCAGAUGAGUCACCAACACCCAACAGGUCCUCCAGCUAAAAUGCUCAAUCCGUCUAGCAUGAACCAAUGGGCUGCUCCGCCGCCAAAAGAAAUGAUGCCUGGCAAACCAUCCGGCUGGGAAGAACCUUCACCACCAAGCCAGCGGAGAAAUGUUCCCAAUUAUGACGAUGGUACCAGCUUGUGGGGUAAUCCGGUAUCGAACCAACGACCGAUGCCCAACAGCAAGGUUUCUCACUGGAAAGACAUACCUUCCAGUAAUUUAGGACGUGGAGGAAUGCAAUGUCCACCUGGAAUGCCACAAAACCGAAUGCCAGGACAGCCUGGUAUGAAACCUGACGUUGGAGGACCAAUGUGGGGACAUCCUGGCGGCCCAAGCGGUCGCAAUGGCUCUUGGGGCGAUGGCCCUCAUGACACAUCUAAUUGGGACGAUCCUAAAACACCUGCUUCGUGGAAUGAACCACCGAUUAAUCAACCCAACUGGGGCGGACCUUCUGCUCACAAACCAAAGUCUAUGGGACCCAGUGGUACCUGGGGAGAAAGUGAUAUGGAGCCAACGCCAAAUUGGGGCCAUCCUACUAAGCCAACGCUUACCAAAGAAAUUAUUUGGAGCAGCCGAGAAUUCCGUUAUCUCUGCGACAUGGGCUUUAAGAAAGAAGAUGUUGAAAUAGCUUUGAGAAGCCGUGAUAUGAACAAAGACGAAGCUCAAGAUAUGUUGAGUCAGAUUCGGUCUACAGAGCAGUGGCGUCGACACGAAGCCCCGUCAGGCUACGAUUCCUCUAACCAAGCUAGCAUGUCUUCAGUCUAUCCCAAAUUCAACCACGUCGCGCAACAAAUGUCCUUCCAACCGGGGGCUGGAGUGCCGAGCGGUGCGGCAACUGGCAGCGUAAGUGGUUCGGUGGCCAGUGCAAGCCUAUUGAAGCUCCAACAGCAACAACAGCAGCAAUCGGCAGUUCCACUGCAACAGCAGCCAAACGUCAAUCCGCAACAACCGCCUUUUAACCAGGCAUCGAGAAUACCUCAGAAUCCGCCAAGUACACAGCAACUACGUAUGUUAGUUCAGCAAAUCCAACUUGCCGUCCAAGAGGGUUAUCUUAAUCAACAGAUCUUGAACCAACCGCUAGCACCGUCGACAUUGAUACUUCUAAAUCAGCUGUUGCAACAAAUAAAAGUACUUCAGCAGCUUCAUCAGAAACACUCGGUUGAAAGCUCACUCAAAGGCAACAGUCAGAUGGUUUUGCAAAUAAGCGUUCAGAUUACCAAAACAAAACAGCAAAUUGCCAAUCUUCAAAAUCAAAUAGCUGUGCAACAAGCAACUUACAUGAAGCAACAACAGCAACAACAACAACAGCAGCAGCAUCAAACUGCUCCGUCUCAGUCAUCAGAUUACUACAAAACGCCAGUUCAUGAUGCGAUGUCUGUGCUUCAGAACAGCUUUGGAGAUUUGACUAUGAACAAAGAGCCACCAGUGAGCCAACAACAGUCACGAUUGAAUCAAUGGAAGCUUCCAUCUCUCGAUAAAGACGAUAUAACUGGAAAUGAAUUUUCUCGUGCACCUGGCUCAUCAAGUAAACCACCACCGACACCUGGUAGCUUGAGUCAUUCCCACAGUAGUCCAAAUAUGAACCCACUGUUGGGCCAAAGCGAUGGAACCUGGUCAACCAGAUUGGGAGACAGUGGCUGGCCGGAUGCCGGAAACAAUGAUGCAACAGAUGGAAAAGAUUGGCAACCGGGCGGUGCUGCAUUUGCUGAUCUUGUUCCUGAAUUCGAGCCUGGCAAGCCAUGGAAGGGGACACAGAUGAAGAAUAUUGAAGAUGAUCCUACAAUUACUCCAGGCUCAGUAGGAAGAUCUUUAUCUCUAGCUCCACUCAAAGAUCCAGACACAAUUUUCUCAACUAGCACAAAGACUUCACCACCACCUCAGCUACAAAAUGUUGAUACUUCCAUUCCUAGUCUCAGUAAUUCCACGUGGAGUUUCAAUCCUCCUGCUACUACACCAAGUGCAUUCUCUAGCUCUAAAAAUACUUGGACAGACUCCGCGCCACCACCAACAGCAGUUACCUCAGAGCUUUGGGGUGCUCCAAUGAACAAAGCCCGUCAGGGACCACCACCUGGAUUAAGUAGCAAAGGUACCACCAGCAAUGCCAGCAAUGGUUGGGCUGGACUCGGUGGAGUUAGUAGAUCAUCCAGUUCCUGGGGAAUUCACUCAUCUGGCGGAGGCAUUAACAGUGCCAAUGCUGCUGGUUGGCUUAUGUCCGGCACAUGGCUUUUAUUGAAAAAUUUAACUCCACAAAUAGACGGCUCCACUUUAAAGACCCUCUGUAUGCAACAUGGACCUGUCCAAGAUUUUCGCUUGUACCUGAAUCAUGGAAUUGCUCUCACUAAAUACUCGACUCGAGAUGAGGCUAGAAAAGCUCAAGGAGCUUUGGAUAAUUGUGUUCUUGGCAAUACGACAAUAUUCGCGGAAUCUCCAGCUGACAACGAGGUUCAUACACUUUUGCAGCAAUUGAGUCAUGGUGGUCAACAACAAACAGGCGCAUCCAGCGGGACCGGUUGGGGUUUGAGACCAUCCAACAAAGCUGUUCCACCACCAGACACAUGGGGUGGCAGCUCAAGCCAACUCUGGGGUGCCGCACCCACCAGCAACUCACUUUGGAGCAGCUCUGGACUUGACAGUGGUGACGCUCAAAGAACUACUCCAAGUUCACUUAACUCGUAUUUACCCGGAGACUUAUUAGGAGGUGAGUCGAUGUAGAGAGUGUGACUAUCACACGCUCGUAUACUCGACCUUUGAUGUGAAUAAUACUGAAGCUUACAGUACAGCAAGGAUCCAGAUAACUACGUUUGAGACUUUAACAACACCAGCUACAUUUAAUCCCUAAUCUUUAACCGGUUCGUUUGACACUUUUUACAUGAAAUAAAUAUUCGUCACUUAUCGAAUCAACUCAACGAUAAUAAUUAGGCAUGAUCAACUCAAUAUCUAUAAAUAUAUAUCUAUUAUAUAUUAUAUAUGGCAGUGCGGCAUCUCUGAGUAAUAUAAUGAGCAAGGUGUCGGCUGUUUAUAACAGUCGACAAUUAUUUUCUCGAUACGUCAAUUACAUAUAUGAUAAUGAUGCGUUUUUGGAAUGAGUGAGUUACUUAAAAAAAUAUUCUUAGGCCUGUUGUCUCCGGAUGCAUAAGGUCAUUAAGAAUAAAUGAACAGCCAAACGAUCUUACUGCGAUAAUGAAUAUUUAAAAAAAAAGUACUAAUAUUUAUAUUAAAACAUAAUUGAAAAAAAAAGUGACACAGCAAAUAUUUAAAUAUAGAUUUGUUGGCAAUCCGAUCGACAGCUCGGAGACCAUUGAAUAGGAAAUCAAAUUUUUCUUGUACAUUCAAUUCAACACUUAUUAAAGGAAAGUUUUGAACUGAAUAAUAAAGUUAGCCAUUGUGACUUCGAUGUUAAUGACAGGAUAUCGAUUGGGCAUGUUCUUAAUUAUUACCUCAAUUUUUGAAACUACGCACAAUCGCUUAUGUAUAUAUGUAUAUUACACAGAGGCGAUAUUCAAAUGAUAUAAAUAAUAGAACAAACAAAAAUCAAUCAAUUAUAAAUGCCGGUCGAUGUUCAUUGUCGUUAUCAUUGAAUGCAAAGACAAAUCCAAGGCCAAAGGUCUCUGAUCGUUUCGGGGAGUGUUCCAUUUUUGCUGGACAGUUCGAGAAGACUGCAGCGAGUAUCAAACUUAGACUGUAUCAAUCUAAUCAAAAAAAAAAAAAAAAAAAAAAAAAUAAUAAUAAUAAUAAAAAUCUUAAACGAGCAUUGACGUCGCUGCCCGCCGUCCUGCUGAUGACUAAAAGUAUAGGUAGAACGAGGGAAUUAAGAUUAUUAAAGUAAGGAAAAAUUAAUUAAAUUUAUAAAUAAUAAUAAUAAUAAUAAUUAAUAUUCAGGCUGGCCGGGCAACGACACAACGAUACCAAAUGUUAUCGCAAUAACGUAAAUUUUAUUCUAUAUUAAAUCUAAAUGCCACCUGUCGUGCCAAUGUCCAAUGUUUCUCUGUACCAAUUAUUAAUGUAGAGUUUAAAACAAUUGACGGAAAAAAAAAAAAAAAAAAAAAAAAAAAAAACAAAAAUACAAAAAAAAGUAAAAAAUGAAAAAAAAAAAAUACAAAAAAAUAAAUAAAAUAAAAUACUAAACAUAUUAUUAUAGUAAUAAUGAUUAAUAUCGGGUAAGAAAAAAUCACAUUUUAAUUCGAGUCAAGUCGUGGUGGCAUUAAAUACUGGCCGGUAUUAUAACGUUAUGCCUCCUUGUGAUACAAAAAUAAAUGAAGAAGAAAAAAAAAUAAAACGCGAGAACGGACGAAACAAGUUGAUUUUAAAAUUCUUUAUCCAACCGUUCGCGACGUGAACAAAAAAAAUAAUUAAUUAAAUUUACUAAAAAAUAAUAAUAAGAACAAUAAUAAUUUAAACAAUAACAGUAAAAUAUAAUAAAAAUAAAAAAUUUGGAAAACUUGAACGCACUUUGAAACGACAUGGUGUCGUUCAUAUAUUAACUAGUUUUUCCAACGUCGAAGGUACCUGAUGGAGUUAAAACCAAACGACGAGCGAGCAAAAAAUAAUAAAACAACCCAAACUCUUUUUAGCCGCGUCAAAACAAUUAAAAAAAAAACUGAUUUACUUAGAAAAAAAUUAAUAAAUAAAAUAUUCCGUGUUGUUAAUUAACACGAUGAGCUUUUCCGAUAAAAAUUAAAACAAGAUAUUGCUUUAUGGCAGUCGCAAUAAAAAAAAUAGAGAAAAUAAAAGAAUAAUAUGAUCAUUGAAAAAUAGAACAAUCUCAUUUCGACUCGAAAAGUAAUCAAUCAGCAUAAUAAUAAGAAAAUUAAGUAAUAAAUAAAAUAAAGUUAUGUUUGAAUUUAUAAUAAAAUAUAAUAUUUGCGCAAUAAAUAAAAAUAGGUAAACAAAAAGUUUAAGAUACGGACAAAUAUAAUUAAAAUUAUGACGCGCGUCUAAUCCACAAUUUUAAGUGACACAUAUUGAGCUAAAGGAAGAUUCGUACUAAAAAACUAAAAUAUAACUUAAACCUCAUAAUAUAAUUCUAUAAGUAAUUUAACUGUAAGAUAAAAUAAAUAAAUUUAGCCGUUCAAAUCGUAAUAAGGAGAAAUAACGAUAGAUAUGACAAUGAUACACAUACGCCAAUUUCAAUACAACGCCACGACUAAGUUUAAAAAAAACCUAUAUGUACAUUACAUUAAAAAAAAAAAAAAAAAAAAAAAAAAAAAAAAACGACAGACUUGCACACAAACGAUGAAAUUUUGUUUUACUUAAUUUAUAGAUCGCGUGGGUGCGUGAAUGACGAAUGCCAAUGUGUUUAAACAAAAAUAUGCGUAUUAAUUUCUAGGGUCACGGAUAAUUAUAAGUAUAAAUUAAAGUAACUAUUAAUAAUGGAGAGUUUCACGAAUUACCUUUUCAUUCCCAGCGGAAUAUACCAAUUUUUAUUUUAUUAUGAUUUUUUUUUUCGUCAUCAUUUAUUAUAUUAAUUAAAUCGAUUAGCGCCCUAUUUUAUUCUACGAACGUAGAUUUAAGCUAUUACCUAAGUGUUUUAACGAUAUAUUUAAUAAUUGAAUAUAUUAUAUUAUAGAUAUUAUAGUUGCCCGGUCAGACCGCGAGUGGGAUAAAAUUAAGAAAAUAAUAUAAUUUAAUAUAAUAUAAUAAUAUAUAAUAUAAUAUAAUAUAAUAGAUAUUUAAAUAUAAAUAUAUCAAACUACUCUUCGAAAUAAGAUAAUAAUAUAAAAUUAGUCAGAUCAGAAGUUAAAUAUAAUAUAAGCCUUUGUGUUUAUGUGGCAUUUAGCUUCCGGUACUCGUGUCGGUAUCCGCGGGGUUGUGUUCGUCAAGUCGUCAAGUAUUAGUACUACUUUACGCGAGACUCGUCAGGGUGAAUAGCACUAAAUUACAGGACAAAAAAAAAUAAGAAAAGUAAUUAAUAAAAUGAAUAAUCAGAGCCAGGUGAAUUUUUAAAUUAAAAUUAAAAAAAAAUAUAAGUAUUUACAUACCGCGAAAUUAUGUCGCGUUAAUAAAACUAUAAUAUUUAUUAUUAUUAAUUGAUGGAAUCAAAGACGAAAUGGUGAAACUUUCUCAGAGUAGUAGAAAGAUAUUUGUUGUGAUAAUAUUGAAUUUAGGCACUUAGGAUUUCUUCUAUUCUGACGAAUCAAUCUAUACGGUGGUGACGUCGUGUAGAACGAUAAUAAUUAUUAAUUAAUUAAUAUAAUAUAAUAUAAUAAUAACAACAACAACAAAAAUUAAUAGUAAUAAUAAUAAUAAUAAAAAUAAUUCAGAGAGAUAGAUGAGGGAGGGUAAAGGACAGUUAGCCUUUUUUACCAUCCACACAAAGGCGACACUAAUUAAGGUAUUAAACACCCACACAUACACACUCACAUUAAAUAAAACAGAAAAUGAAUAAAAAAAAUAACAAUAAAUAAAAGUAAUAAAAUAAUUUAGCCGUACACGCGCUUGUAUGCGCACGUAGUCCCCUGAUCAACACAUGUACACGUAUAAAGUAUAAUUUUAGUACUGAAAUAGGAUUCAAAAUAAAUAAAUAAAUAUAAAAAUACUACGAUUUUUAAUAUCAAUAUAUAUUACAUAUAUAUUUAUGGAGAGCCAUUAGCCUAUCAUACAUUAUUAUUUAACAGUUAUCAAUAAAAAAAUAAAUAAAUGAGUAAAAUAUAGUGCUUAGUCAGUUAGUAAAGAUAACGCUGUUUAUCAAUGAGUGUCGUGAGAUAACAAAUGUAUUUGGAGAAUUAGGCACACGCUAUUUGUAACACCGAGAGCUUAUAAUAAUAUCACUCAUAAUUAUAUUCAUAUUAUAUACGUGAGUUAAUUAUUAGUUUACAUAAUAUAUAAACAUACAUAUAUGUGUAUUAGUAUAUGUAUGUAUUGAAUCAAAAAAUCAAAAGAUCUAUCGCCACUGUCGCUCUUUCUUUGGAAAAUUAAAAACAAUAAUUAUUAUUGUAAUUAUUAAUUAUUAUAGCUUUUCUUGGGUAAAUUUUAAAAUACAUUGUAUUAUAGCAAUGUAUUUUAUGCGAGUGCAUCAAAAAAUACGUCGCGCACAACCUUUGCUGCUCGUCCACUACUUUUUAAGGAUCAAUGUCUUUCCUAUUAUUAUCAUUAUUAUUAAUUAUUAUUACUAUUAUCAUCAUCAUUAUUAUUAAUAUUAAAUAUUAUUAUUAUUAUAAUAUCGCUUGCUCUCUCUGUCUAUCUCUCUUUUUUUCUUAAAUAACGUCUUUUUAAAUGAUAAAUCAUGAUAAUUAGAAAAAAAAAAAAAAAUGAGUAAAAAUAUUUAAUUAAAAUAAUAAAAUAAAAUUAACGUGCCUAUCUCCCUGGAGCCGCGAAAAUUACUCGCCCAACAACGAUGCGGAUACAAUCAUGACAAUUUAUCUGAUGCUCGGUAGUGUCUGUAAAUAAAUAACUUUUUAAAAAUAAAAAACAAACAAUGUUUUUAAUUAAUGAGAAAGAGCGACAAUUGCGAUUAUUUUUAGAUCCUCGCUGCAAAGUCUCUCGAGUUUGUCUGGCUAGCUUUUAUCAAUUUUUUUCAAAACCUUUUUGAUUUUUUUCUUCAAGUUUUUAUCAUUAUUAUUACUAUUUUUAUUAUUAUUAUUGUUAUUAUUAUUAAUUAUUAUUGUUAUUUUUUUAAAGUAUCUUUGUGUAUUAUUAAUAAUAAAAUUAAUCAUGACUAGCUGUUUUUUUAUACGUAGCGCGCAAGACCCACGAGAACGACCAACAAAAAAUCAGGGACACGACGUGCGUGAUCGCGACUUUCUACCAGUGACAAAGUCGGUUUUUUUUUAUAAAUUUUUUUAUGUAAAAUCAAGGAGAGCUUGUAACAGCGUCGAGAAUGAGGUUUUAUCCUUUUUU